Penicillium manginii is the source of this 1890-nucleotide messenger RNA. RefSeq names its product exonuclease V. Gene Ontology annotation, biological process: interstrand cross-link repair. Gene Ontology annotation, molecular function: single-stranded DNA 5'-3' DNA exonuclease activity. Gene Ontology annotation, cellular component: nucleus; mitochondrion. The transcript has 2 exons. Lineage: Eukaryota; Fungi; Ascomycota; Eurotiomycetes; Eurotiales; Aspergillaceae. The coding region runs from base 1 to 1890 and encodes 629 amino acids. The record is from RefSeq and is a predicted model, not a curated record.
AUGUCCUGCUCACCGCAACUGCCGCGGGAACAAUCUGAUUCCAGCGACUACGGAUCGGAUUUCUCUCCUGAAGAAGACGAGCUACUAAACGAGCUACUCGCCCAAGCCAUCGCGGAAAACGCGACUAUCCAUCCCAACGCCACCCCGACCUCGACCUCAACCUCGACCCCGAUCCCUACAGCCGUGCCGGUAGCACAUAAUACAAACGGGGUACUGUUACCGGACCCCUCAGAUAUCGAGACUUUACAACCUGCGACUCUCGCGGCGCUCGUCGCGGAUAUUGAAGAUGGUAUUGAGAAUGCCCCGGGUGUCCGGCUGCCUAAAGUGCUGGGCCGGGAGAAGCCUCGUUCGCCAUGGAGACAAUCGAGUCAAGGUCUUUGGGUCGGCCCGCAAGCUGCAAGGGGAUCUGCAGAUAGGGCAAGUCCGGGACCAAACAACAGGUCCAGCCCGCUUGAGCGGGAGCGCAGUGCUGCACGUGAGUUGAUUUGGACACAAGAGGCACAGGCGGCUGCUACGAUCGACACCAGGUCUCCCGUGGAGCGGUUCAGACGCCCACCAAAUAAGUCCUUCUCUGUAACUGACUUGGUUUCGCCUGCUUGGUGUGAAUUGCAGUAUUGGUAUACUUUGACCAAACAUGGAAGGAAAAGAAGAACACCUGCCAUGAAACAGGGCAGCAUCGUGCACAAGACCCUCGAGGACGAGAUAUACACUACCGUGCCAGUCGACAUUACGACCAAAGAGGAUGCAUGGGCCCUCAGGAUAUGGAAUGUAAUUCAGGGACUGCGGCUGCUGCGUGAAUAUGGCAUCACUCGCGAACUGGAAGUUUGGGGCCUCAUCGACGGAGAGGUGGUUAAUGGAGUGAUUGAUCAGCUGUCGUACGAAUGUCCAGACUCCAAGUUCGAGGCAACAGCUGUGAGGUUUUAUGAAGAUGCAGCAAAAUCACGGGCCGCCUUGCCUGAAUACCAGGUGUCCUUGUCGGACUAUUUGCUUUCUUCCUCCCAGGGCGGAAAGAGGCUUGAAGACCUUGCUGAGCACCAACCCGUGGAGGAAUUUUACCCCGCCGAAGAGGAAUCCAUGGCUGUUUAUGACCUGCCGAGGAUAUACAUGACAGACGUGAAGACCAAGGCGAAUGGAUCGGCUCCUACAGUAAAGAGCACAUCUUUCCGGCCGACACUCCUGCAAUUGCAAUUGUAUUACCAUAUGCUCAACCGUCUUAUUACGAGCGACGAUGUCACAAUUUACGUUCUUGCAGAACGAUACGGUUUCGAUCCAGAACGUCCAUUUACUGAUACGUUCAUAACUGAAGUUGGUGGGUUGAACGCUGAGUUUUUUGAUGCCGAGUCCUCCCCAGAGCUUGAUAUGGAUGAUGCUAUAAGGAGGUCUUCUGGGUCCGCAUCGGUAUCGAGCCCCUCCGAAGCUAGUCAAGACUCAACAAGCGUCCUCUUGACACAUGGAACUCUUGCACGCCUAUGGGAAUACAUGAAAGAUGAACUCCGUGUUACAUUCCUACCCGAAUCUUUAUCAACCUCGCCCCCUGUCGCGCCAUCUAUCCCAUCCCACACCCAGCCGGAUAUGCUCAAGGAGUACCCGACUCUCCUUUCUCCUGUUCUCACGGCACGAUAUGUGUCCUCGGCCCCGACGACUGAUCCCCAACCCCGGCAUAUUGGAAGUAGAUCUUUCUUUUACGAUACCGACACCAUGAGUUCCUACAUUACUGAACAAAUGGAAUGGUGGCGCGGCCAGCGUGAUCCUCGUGGCGUUGAAGUCAUGGAGGCUUGGAAAUGUCGUUUCUGUGACUUCAACGAGGAGUGCACUUGGAGACAAGAGCGGGCAUUGGAAUAUGCCAGACGAAAUAGCAGGGGCAGGACGAGUGCUUCAGCAGAUAUCUGA